Messenger RNA from Vairimorpha ceranae, 234 nucleotides. RefSeq lists its product as hypothetical. The transcript has a single exon. NCBI's taxonomy places the organism in Eukaryota, Fungi, Microsporidia, Nosematidae. The record is from RefSeq and is a predicted model, not a curated record. The coding region runs from base 1 to 234 and encodes 77 amino acids.
AUGAAAGGAAUGCGAUCAGUAAUCAAGAGAGUACUAAGAAAAGAGGUAAAAGCCCACAGCACUUUAAUGAAUCUGGUGCAUAAAAUUUACAUACGCCGUUUUAAACUACUACAUAGAAAAAAUCUAUUUGAAAAGAUGCUUGUUUUUCUAAAAUCUGAUAAUAUUGCUCAAUUAACGAGUCAAAAUUUAAAUGAAAGUAACCGUGACAACCCUGUAAACGAUGAGAAAUUAUAA